Messenger RNA from Oryctolagus cuniculus (rabbit), 503 nucleotides. NCBI's taxonomy places the organism in Eukaryota, Metazoa, Chordata, Mammalia, Lagomorpha, Leporidae. The record is from RefSeq and is a predicted model, not a curated record.
GAAACUUCAACUCCCAGGGUUCUGUGCGCGCGCUUAGGGGCGGGGCUCUUGGCGGCGACUCACGCGAGGAGGAGAUGGCCGGGCCGGCGGGGUCUCCACGCCGCUCGCUUUAUAAACUGGUGGGCUCGCCGCCGUGGAAAGAGGCUUUCAGAAAAGGCUGCCUGGAGAGAAUGAGAAACAGCCGAGACAGGGUUCUGACCAGGUUCCGCCAGGCCGGCGGCGGCGAGCCGGGCCGAGCCCAGAAUGCCCUGCUGGUGCAGGAGGUGAUGGAAGAAGAGUGGAGCGCUCUGCAGGCAGGGGAGUGCUCCCCCGAGGCCUCGCCGCAGUUGGGGUUGCCGAUGGACCUGGCUGUGCUGGAGGAAAUCCAACAGGAGCUGAUCGACGAAGAACUGUCCAUCAUCAGCGAGUACGAGAAGAGCUUGCAGUUCGAUGAGAAGUGUCUCAGCGUCAUGCUGGCUGAGUGGGAGGCAAACCCCCUCAUCUGCCCUGUGUGUACAAAGUAA